Molecule: messenger RNA, 684 nt
Organism: Bathycoccus prasinos
Lineage: Eukaryota; Viridiplantae; Chlorophyta; Mamiellophyceae; Mamiellales; Bathycoccaceae
Exons: 1
Coding region: 1-684 (227 amino acids)
Source: RefSeq, a predicted model, not a curated record
AUGACGACGACGACUUUUAUGAGAAGAAGAGCUUUAACGGCAAUUUCAGGAGCAAGAGCAGCGAGAGGAGGAGGAGGAUUUGGAGGAUGUGAAAUCCCGUCGACUUCGGGAAGGAUUUUUACGACGAAGAUGAUGGGUUUUUUAUCAGACGCGAAUGGGAGCAACGCCACGACGGACGACAACGAUUACGUUGGAAACGGAAAGAAAUCGAUAUUAAAGCAGCAGCGAGGACAAAACUACACGCAGAUGCGAGCGUACGCGAACGAUCCAACCAUCGACAAAGGUCUCUUCCCAUCCGCUCGGAAAAAACACGAGCGAGAACUCAACGCAGAGAGGAAGAAAUGGCGAGAAGAGUUCGAGCUCGAGGCGGAGAAACGAAGGGAAAAGAAGGAGAAAGAGGACGAAACGAAACACCGAGAAAGAGAGGAACGAAGACGACUCAAAGCCACCGCGUUUAAAAACACGACGGGCGAGAGAGAAGCACUGAAGAAAGAAAACGACAAAAGAAGAGAGGAGAAGAGAGCGAAAACAGAGCGCAUAUUGAAGCAAAAACUCGCCGCGACGGAACGUAGGAGUCGGUGGCGAAACGUCGAGUUGUACGCCGAAGCGACGAAGUGGAUCACGCGGGAGGACCUGGAAAAGAGGAUCGAGAAAGCAUUGAAUCGUCCGGAGAGGAUGUACUAG